GGCCACGGCCUGCUCACGAGGACCAAGAUUCAGCGGAAGUAAAGACUUGCUGCCCAGCUGCAUGAAGUGUCUUUCCUGCCACGGCGCUUUUCGGAUACACUGCCGGCAUGUCAAGUGUGGAAAUGAGUUUUCAUUGUUGGUUUUCCCUUCACUAGAUAAUGGCUUUCCUGUAGAGAUUUGACCAACUAAGGCAAUCAGCUUACUAACGCAAUAGGAACUCUGGACAAUGGCUAGCUAAUGGCAUGCAGUGCAUGUAGGUCAACUAGGUGUUCAAAUACUCCCUGCCCAGCGCGCCGAAUAAACCAUGGACCGGCUUCUCUAUCCGUUCCUGUGCUUAGUCUUUGUGACUGUUUGCGGAGCCCAAAACGCCCAGAUAGUUGCUUGCUACGAUGGACAUCGGUACACUAUGGAUGAAAGCAUUGGGGACUGGCCAUUUGCGAGCAGAAGCUGUGAAGAAUUGGGCACGGGGGAGCUUGUUACGAUCAAUGAUGCAGCUGAAAACCAGUUCAUCUUUGAGACGUUCGCUGCUCAGCAGAUUGAAAAUGGAGUUUGGAUUGGAUUACAUGAUAUGGGCGAAAACGAGGGAAGGCCAGUAUGGGUCAGCGGAAGCAACUCGACAUACCGGAAUUUCGGUGUGCAAAAUCCGUUCUCGUCAGUAUCUGAUUGCUAUGUGAUGAGCCGUUUGGACGGCAGAUGGUCAGAAUUUUGGUGCGAUGCUCAUCCUGUCCAUCAUACGCAGUUUGUCUGCGAAAAGGUGGGAGAUUGCAUGGACUGUGCAAGUGAGCCAUGUCAGAAUGGUGGAACAUGCGCCGACUUUCAGUGCUCCUGCCUGCCUGGCUUCACAGGAAACACAUGUUCCGAUGAUAUCAACGAGUGCUCAUCCAAUCCUUGUAACAAUGGAGGAAGUUGUCAUGAUCAAGUCAGUGGAUAUGUGUGUGACUGUCUUGCGGGAUAUACCGGUGAACACUGUGACACAGAAAUCAAUGAGUGUACCUCAUCUCCAUGCGAAGCUGGAACAUGUGUGGAUCUCGUCAAUGCAUUCCGGUGUGACUGUGCUGCGGGAUAUACGGGAACACGGUGUAAUGAAGACAUUGACGAAUGUUUAUCAGAUCCUUGUAUGCACGGUGGUGUAUGUCAAAACGAUAGUCCAGAUCACUACAACUGUGAUUGCCUCACGGGAUAUACUGGAGAACGGUGUGAAACAGACAUUGAUGAUUGCCAGGUGGCGCCUUGCCACACUGAUGCAACUUGUUUGGAUCGUGUCAACAAUUUCACCUGUGUUUGUCAGCCAGGUUUUACUGGACAAUUGUGUGACCAAGAUAUCAACGAGUGCUCGUCCAAUCCUUGUAACAAUGGAGGAAGUUGUCAUGAUCAAGUCAGUGGAUAUGUCUGUGAUUGUCUUGCGGGAUAUACCGACGAACACUGCGACACAGAAGUCAACGAAUGUGCCUCAUCUCCAUGUCAUGCUGGAACAUGUGUGGACCUCGUUGAUGCAUUCCGGUGUGAAUGUGCUGCGGGAUUUACGGGAACUCAGUGUGACGAAGAAAUUGAUGAAUGUUUGUCAGAUCCUUGUAUGCAUGGUGGUGUAUGUCAAAACGAUAGCCCAGAUCACUACAACUGUGAUUGCCUCACAGGAUAUACUGGAGUACGGUGUGAAACAGACAUUGAUGAUUGCCAAGGGUCACCUUGUCACACUGAUGCAACUUGCUUGGAUCGUGUCAACAAUUUCACCUGUGUUUGUCAGCCAGGGUUUACCGGACAAUUGUGUGACCAAGAUACCAAUGAAUGCUCAUCCAAUCCUUGUAACAAUGGAGGAAGUUGUCAUGAUCAAGUCAGUGGAUAUGUGUGUGAUUGUCUUGCGGGGUAUACUGGCGAACACUGCGACACAGAAAUCAAUGAGUGCGUCUCAUCACCAUGCCAUGCUGGAACAUGUGUGGAUCUCGUCAAUUCAUUCCAUUGUAACUGUGCUGCGGGAUAUACGGGAACUCUGUGUGAUGCAGACAUUGAUGAAUGUGUGUCAGAUCCUUGUAUGCAUGGUGGUGUAUGUCAAAAUGAUAUUCCAGAUCACUACAACUGUGAUUGCCUCACGGGAUAUACUGGAGUACGGUGUGAAACAGACAUUGAUGAUUGUCAGGGUUCACCUUGUCACACUGAUGCAACAUGUUUGGAUCGUGUUAACAAUUUCACCUGUGUUUGUCAGCCAGGGUUUACUGGACAAUUGUGUGACCAAGAUAUUGACGAGUGCUCGUCCAAUCCUUGUAACAAUGGAGGAAGUUGUCACGACCAACUCAGUGGAUAUGUGUGUGAUUGUCUUGCGGGGUAUACCGAUGACCACUGUGACACAGACAUCGAUGAAUGUACCUCAUCUCCAUGUAAUGCUGGAACAUGUGUGGAUCUCGUCAAUGCAUUCCGGUGUGACUGUACUGCGGGAUUCACCGGAACUCUGUGUGACGAAGACAUUGAUGAAUGUUUGUCAGAUCCUUGUAUGCAUGGUGGUGUAUGUCAAAACGAUAGUCCAGAUCACUACAACUGUCAUUGCCUCAUGGGAUAUACUGGAGAACGAUGUGAAACAGACAUUGAUGAUUGCCAGGUGGCACGUUGUCACAUUGAUGCAACAUGUUUUGAUCAUGUCAACAAUUUCACCUGUGUUUGUCAGCGAGGUUUUACUGGAAGAUUGUGUGACCAAGAUAUCAACGAAUGCUCAUCCAAUCCUUGUAACAAUGGAGGAAGUUGUCAUGAUCCAGUCAGUGGAUAUGUGUGUGAUUGUCUUGCUGGGUAUACCGGCGAACACUGUGACACAGAGAUCAAUGAGUGUACCUCAUCACCAUGUCAUGCUGGAACAUGUGUGGACCUCGUCGAUGCAUUCCGGUGUAACUGUGCUGCGGGAUUUACGGGAACUCUCUGUGAUGAAGACAUUGAUGAAUGUUUAUCAGAUCCUUGUAUGCAUGGUGGUGUAUGUCGAAAUGAUAGUCCAGAUCACUACAACUGUGAUUGCCUCACGGGAUAUACUGGAGAACGGUGUGAAACAGAUAUCGACGAGUGCUCAUCUAAUCCUUGUAACAAUGGAGGAAGUUGUCAUGAUGAAGUCAGUGGAUAUGUGUGUGAUUGUCUUGCGGGAUAUACCGGUGAACACUGCGACACAGAAAUCAACGAGUGUGCCUCAUUUCCAUGCCAUGCCGGAACAUGUGUGGACCUCAUGAAUUCAUUCCAAUGUGACUGUACUGCGGGAUUUACGGGAACUCUGUGUGAUGAAGACACUGACGAAUGUUUGUCAGAUCCUUGUAUGCAUGGUGGUGUAUGUCAAAAUGAUAGUCCAGAUCACUACAGCUGUGAUUGCCUCACGGGAUAUAGUGGAGAACGGUGUGAAACAGAUAUCGAUGAGUGCUCGUCCAAUCCUUGUAACAAUGGAGGAACUUGUCAUGAUCAACUCAGUGGAUAUGUGUGUGAUUGUCUUGCGGGAUAUACCAGUGAACACUGUGACACAGAUAUCAAUGAGUGCUCAUCCAAUCCUUGUAACAAUGGAGGAAGUUGUCAUGAUCAACUCAGUGGAUAUGUGUGUGAUUGUCUUGCGGGAUAUACCAGUGAACACUGUGACACAGAAAUCAAUGAGUGUACCUCAUCACCAUGUCAUGCUGGAACAUGCGUGGAUCUCGUCAGUGCAUUCCGGUGUGACUGUGCUGCGGGAUUUACGGGAACUCUGUGUAAUGAAGACAUUGACGAAUGUUUGUCGGAUCCUUGUAUGCACGGUGGUGUAUGUCAAAAUGAUAGUCCAGAUCACUACAAUUGUGAUUGCCUCACGGGAUAUACUGGAGAACGGUGUGAAACAGACAUUGAUGAUUGUCAGCUAUCACCUUGUCACACUGAUGCAACAUGUUUGGAUCGUGUCAACAAUUUCACCUGUGUUUGUCAGCCAGGUUUUACUGGACGGUUGUGUGACCAAGAUAUUAACGAAUGCUCAUCUAAUCCUUGUAACAAUGGAGGAAAUUGUCAUGAUCAAGUCAGUGGAUAUGUGUGUGAUUGUCUUGCGGGAUAUACCGGCGAACACUGCGACACAGAUAUCAACGAGUGCUCGUCCAAUCCUUGCAACAAUGGAGGAAGUUGUCAUGAUCAAGUCAGUGGAUAUGUGUGUGAUUGUCUUGCGGGAUAUACCGGUGAACACUGUGACACAGAUCUCGACGAAUGCUCGUCCAAUCCAUGCCAGAAUGGUGCCACUUGUCGGGACCUACUAAAUCAGCAUGUUUGUGUCUGCAGACCAGGGUUCACGGGGAAUUUUUGUCAGACAGAUAUCAAUGAAUGCAGUGCUGUGGUUUGUCAACAUGGUGGUACUUGCCUGGAUUUGGAGAAUCAGUUCUCUUGUCAGUGUGCUCUUGGAUACAGUGGACUGUACUGUGAACAAGAUAUCAAUGACUGUGCACCUUCACAAUGCCAGAAUGGAGGAGAGUGUGUGGAUCAUGUCAACGACUUCUCCUGUAUCUGUCGGCCAGGAUUCACAGGACCUCUCUGUGACCAAGAUGUGGAUGAGUGUUCAUCUAAUCCAUGUCAGAACAGUGCUACUUGUCAAAACCUACUCAACCAGUAUGUGUGUGUCUGCAGACCAGGUUUCACUGGUACACUAUGUCAGACAGAUAUCAAUGAAUGUAGUGGUGUGGUAUGUCAACAUGGUGGUACUUGCCUGGAUCUGGAGAAUCAGUUUUCAUGUCAUUGUGCUCUUGGAUACAGUGGACUGUACUGUCAACAAGAUAUUGACGACUGCGCACCUUCUCAAUGUCAGAAUGGAGCGGAAUGUGUGGAUCAUGUGAACAGCUUUUCCUGUAUGUGUCAGCCUGGAUUCACUGGGCCUCUCUGCGACCAAGACUUGGAUGAGUGUUCAUCUAAUCCAUGUCAGAACGGAGCUUCAUGUCAGAACCUACUUAACCAGUAUGUGUGUGUCUGCAGACCAGGUUUCACCGGUAUACUAUGUCAGACAGAUCUGGAUGAAUGCAUGUCCAAUCCAUGUCAUAACGGAGCUUCUUGUCGGAACCUGCUCAACCAUCAUGUAUGUGUCUGUAAGCCAGGCUUCACGGGAACCCUGUGCCAGACAGAUAUCGAUGAUUGUGCGUCUUCUCAAUGCCGAAAUGGUUCGGCGUGUGUGGAUCACGUGAACAACUUUUCUUGCAUCUGUCAGCCAGGAUUUACAGGGCCUAUCUGUGACCAAGAUGUGGAUGAAUGUUCAUCAAAUCCAUGUCAGAACAGUGCUACUUGUCAGAACCUACUCAACCAGUAUGUGUGUGUCUGCAGACCAGGGUUCACUGGUACACUAUGUCAGACAGAUCUGGAUGAGUGCAUAUCCAAUCCAUGCCAGAACGGAGCUUCUUGUCGGAACCUACUCAACCACCAUGUUUGCGUCUGCCGACCAGGUUACACAGGUGCCCUUUGCCAAACAGAUAUCAAUGAAUGCAGUGAUGUGCUAUGUCAACAUGGUGGUACUUGCCUGGAUCUGGAAAAUCAGUUCUCAUGUCAGUGUGCUCUUGGAUACAGCGGACUCUACUGUCAGCAAGAUAUCAACGACUGUGCGCAUUCUUUAUGCCAGAAUGGCGCACAAUGUGUGGAUCACUUAAACAACUUCUCUUGCAUUUGUCAACCGGGAUUCACCGGCCCUCUGUGCGACCAAGAUGUGAACGAAUGCUCAUCUAGCCCAUGCCAGAACGGUGCUACUUGUCAAGAUCUGCUCGACCAGUAUGUGUGUACCUGCAGACCAGGUUUCAGUGGCACACUGUGCCAAACAGAUAUCAACGAAUGUAGUGGUGUGGUAUGUCAACAUGGUGGUACUUGCCUGGAUCUGGACAAUCAAUUCUCCUGUGAAUGUGUUGUUGGAUACAAUGGAACCUACUGUGAACAAGAUAUCGAUGACUGUGCAUUAUCGCCAUGCAAGAAUGGAGGGGAGUGUGUGGACCACGUGAAUAACUUCUCUUGCAUAUGUCAUCCUGGAUUCACUGGACCUCUCUGUGACCAAGAUGUUGACGAGUGCUUGUCUAACCCCUGUGAGAACGGGUCAACUUGUGAGAACCUACUCAACGAGUUUGUGUGCAUCUGCAGACCAGGCUUCAUGGGAAUCCUAUGUCAUACAGAUGUCAAUGAAUGUAGCAUUGUGGUGUGUCAACAUGGAGGUACUUGCCUGGAUCUGGAGAAUCAAUUCUCCUGUCUGUGUGCUGUUGGAUACAAUGGAACCUACUGUGAACAAGAUAUCGAUGACUGUACGCCGUCUCAAUGUCAGAAUGGUGCGGAGUGUGUGGAUCGCGUAAACAACUUCUCUUGCAUCUGUCAGCCAGGAUUCACAGGACCUGUUUGUGAUCAAGAUGUGGAUGAAUGUUCAUCUAAUCCAUGUCAGAACAGUGCUACUUGUCAGAACCUACUCAACCAGUAUGUGUGUGUCUGCAGACCAGGUUUCACCGGUACACAAUGUCAAACAGAUAUCGAUGACUGCACACCUUCUCAAUGUCAGAAUGGAGCGGAGUGUGUGGAUCAUGUGAACAACUUUUCUUGCACCUGUCAGCCAGGAUUCACCGGGCCUCUCUGCGAUAAAGAUGUGGAUGAAUGUUCUUCUAAUCCAUGUCAGAACAGUGCUACUUGUCAAAACCUACUCAACCAGUAUGUGUGUGUCUGCAGACCAGGUUUCACCGGUGCAUUAUGUCAGACAGAUCUGGAUGAGUGCAUGUCCAAUCCAUGCCAGAAUGGAGCGUCAUGUCGGAAUCUACUCAACCAUCACGUGUGCGUCUGCCGACCAGGUUACACAGGUGCCCUUUGCCAAACAGAUAUCAAUGAAUGCAGUGAUGUGGUAUGUCAACAUGGUGGUACUUGCCUGGAUCUGGAGAAUCAGUUUUCAUGUCAGUGUGCUCUUGGAUACAGUGGACUUUACUGUCAACAAGAUAUCGAUGACUGUGAUUCUUCGCCGUGCGAGAACGGAUCCGAGUGUGUGGAUCAAGUGAAUGAUUUCGCCUGCAUCUGUAAGCCUGGCUUCACCGCACCUCUCUGUGGCCAAGUUGUGGAUGAGUGUUCAUCUAAUCCGUGUCAGAACAGUGCUACUUGUCAGAACCUACUUAACCAGUAUGUGUGUGUCUGCAGACCAGGUUUCAACGGUACACUAUGUCAGACAGAUAUCAAUGACUGCAGUGAUGUGGUAUGUCAACAUGGUGGUACUUGCCUGGAUCUGGAGAAUCAGUUCUCAUGUCUGUGUGCUCUUGGAUACACUGGUCUCUACUGUGAACAAGAUAUUGACGACUGUACACCUUCUCAAUGCCUGAAUGGUUCGGAAUGUGUGGAUCACGUGAACAACUUCUCUUGUAUCUGUCAGGCAGGAUUCAGCGGGCCACUCUGCAACCAAGAUGUGGAUGAGUGUUCAUCUAAUCCAUGUGAGAACAGUGCUACUUGUCAAAACCUACUUAACCAGUAUGUGUGUGUCUGUAGACCAGGUUUCACCGGUACACUAUGUCAAACAGAUAUCGACGAAUGCUUCUCAGCACCAUGUUCGAACAACAGCAGCUGUGUGGAUGGUGUGAAUAGCUUUAAGUGCAUGUGUUCACCGGGAUUCACAGGUACCCUCUGCGAGACAAAUAUCAAUGAAUGUGCUUCAAAUCCCUGCCACAACCAAGGCACUUGUUUGGACUUACUGGAUCAGUUCAGUUGCACGUGUACAACUGGAUACACGGGAGAUACUUGUGACAGAGAUAUCAACGAGUGUCUGUCUGAUCCAUGUAUGAACGGCGGUACAUGCAUUGAUCAGCUUGGUCAACAUUUCUGCAACUGCACACCAGGAUAUACUGGACGUCUGUGUGAUGAUGAAAUCAAUGAAUGCUUGUCCGACCCAUGCCAGAACUCUGCCACGUGUGUUGAUCAGAUCAAUAAAUAUGUCUGCCAGUGUACGCCGGGAUACACUGGAGAGUUCUGUGGACAAGAUGUUGAUGAUUGUCUGUGCGAGCCAUGCCAGAAUGGGGCAACUUGUGUUGAUAAAGUCAACGACUACACAUGUGCAUGUCGACCAGGAUACACAGGAAAGCAGUGUCAUAUCGAUGUGGAUGAAUGUCUCUCAUCACCCUGUCAGCAUAAUAGCAUGUGUGAGGAUCAGGAGAACUCAUUCUUGUGCCACUGUACCCAGGGAUACACUGGCAUCAUGUGUGAAAUAGAUAUGAAUGAAUGUCAUAGCAUGCCUUGUCAGAAUGGAGCUCAGUGUGUAGAUGAGCUGAACACAUUCAUCUGCACAUGUCGAGCUGGCUAUACUGGUCAGCUCUGCCAAACUGAUAUCGACGAGUGCUUCUCAGCACCAUGUUCAAACAAUGGCAGCUGUGUGGAUGGUGUGAAUAGCUUUGAGUGUACAUGUCCACCAGGAUUCACUGGUAACCUCUGUCAGACAAAUAUCAAUGAAUGUGCUUCAAGUCCUUGCCACAAUCAAGGCACAUGUGUGGAUUUGCUGGAUCGGUUCAGUUGCACGUGUACAACUGGAUACACGGGAGAUACGUGCGACAGAGAUAUCAACGAGUGUCUAUCAGAUCCAUGUAUGUACGGUGGUACAUGCAUUGAUCAGCUCGGUCAACAUUUCUGCAACUGCACACCUGGGUAUACUGGACAUCUGUGUGACUCAGAAAUCAAUGAAUGCGUAUCAAACCCAUGCAAGAAUUCUGCCACGUGUAUUGAUCAGAUCAAUCAAUAUGUCUGCCAGUGUAGGCCAGGCUACACCGGAGAGUUGUGUGAACAAGAUGUAGAUGAUUGUCUGUGUGAGCCAUGCCAGAACGGAGCAACAUGUGCUGAUGAGGUCAAUGAUUAUGCAUGUACAUGUCCACCAGGAUACUCAGGAAAGCAGUGUGAUAUCGAUGUGGACGAAUGUCUCUCGUCACCCUGUCAGCAUAAUAGCAUGUGUGAGGAUCACGAGAACUCAUUCUUGUGCCACUGUACCCUGGGAUACACUGGCGUCAAGUGUGAAACAGAUAUGAAUGAAUGUCAGAGCAUGCCUUGUCAGAAUGGAGCUGAGUGUAUAGAUCAGCUGAACACAUUCAUCUGCACAUGUCCAGCUGGCUAUACUGGUCAACUUUGCCAAACUGAUAUCGACGAAUGCUUCUCAGCACCAUGUUCAAACAAUGGAAGCUGUGUGGAUGGUGUGCAUAGCUUUGAGUGCACAUGUCCACCAGGAUUCACUGGUAACCUCUGUCAGACAAAUAUCAAUGAAUGUGCUUCAAGUCCUUGCCACAAUCAAGGAACAUGUGUGGAUUCGCUGGAUCGGUUUAGUUGCAUGUGUACAACUGGAUACACGGGAGAUACUUGCGACAGAGAGAUCAAUGAGUGUCUGUCAGAUCCAUGUAUGAACGGUGGUACAUGCAUUGAUCAGCUAGGUCAACAUUUCUGCAACUGCACACCUGGGUAUACUGGACAUCUGUGUGACUCAGAAAUCAAUGAAUGUUCCUCCAACCCAUGCAGAAAUUCCGCCACAUGUAUCGAUCACAUCAAUGAAUUCGUAUGCGAGUGUUCAGCUGGAUUUACCGGGGAGUCCUGCGAACAAGAUAUAGACGAUUGUCUGUGUGAGCCAUGCUUGAACGGAGCAACAUGCACUGACGAGGUCAACAAUUAUUCCUGUACCUGUCCACCGGGAUUCUCAGGAAAGCAGUGUCAUAUUGACAUUGAUGAAUGCCUCUCAUCACCCUGUCAGCAUAAUAGCAUGUGUGAGGAUCAAGAGAACUCAUUCUUGUGCCACUGUACCCUGGGAUACACUGGCGUCAUGUGUGAAACAGAUAUGAAUGAAUGUCAGAGCAUGCCUUGCCAGAAUGGAGCUGAGUGUAUAGAUCAGCUGAACACAUUCAUCUGCACAUGUCCUGCUGGCUAUACUGGUCAACUCUGCCAAACUGAUAUAGAUGAAUGCGAUGGUGUUGUGUGUUUCAAUGGUGGAUCGUGUAGUGACCAUGUCAACAGCUACCAAUGCUCCUGUUUAGAUGGUUAUACAGGUCAGCACUGUGAGACAGAUAUCAAUGAAUGUUCAAGUAACCCAUGUCGGCAUUCUGGAAUAUGUGUGGAUCACGUCGACAGUUUCUCAUGUACCUGCAUAGCUGGCUACACAGGAGACAUGUGUGAACAAGAUAUCGACAACUGCGCAUCUGCACCAUGUGGCAGCAAUGGCAUGUGCAUAGAUAGGGUGAAUAAUUUCACGUGCAUCUGUGAUGCGGGUGUGACUGGUCCACUCUGCUCACAAGACAUUAUUGACUGUGAAAGCGACUUGUGUCAGAAUGGCGGAACAUGUCAGGAUCUCACCAAUGACUUCAGCUGUGCCUGCCGUGCCGGCUUCACGGGGAAGGUGUGUCAAAGAGAUAUUGAUGACUGUGUGGGAGUGGUGUGUUAUAACAACGGCAGCUGUGUGGAUCAAGUCAAUAGUUACUCCUGUCAUUGCUCACCUGGCUACACAGGAGCACACUGCCAGCAAGAGAUAGACGAAUGCGCAAGUCAGCCAUGUCAGUACGCUGCUACAUGCACUGAUGGUCUCAAUAGCUAUAUGUGUAAUUGUGCAGCAGGCUAUACUGGGCAGGUUUGUCAAACAGAUAUCAAUGAAUGUGUAUCGAACCCGUGUGAGAAUGGUGGUGCAUGUAAUGAUGAGCUCAACGCUUACACGUGUACAUGCAUUGCGGGUUACACCGGUCCUGAAUGCCAGCAAGAUAUUGAUGAGUGUGAAAGUCAUCCCUGUCGAAAUGGAGGCACAUGUGAAGAUUUCAUCACCGGCUAUAUCUGCUCCUGUCGCCAAGGUUACACAGGAGAGCAGUGCCAUACAGAGAUUGAUGAAUGCAACAGUUCACCGUGUAGCAAUGACACUGUGUCUUGUGUGGAUCAACUUAACGGCUUCAUCUGUGUUUGUGGACCUGGAUACACUGGAAGACUUUGCGAUGAAGACAUUGAUGAGUGCACAAGCAACCCAUGUGAGAAUGACGGUACUUGCCAGGACAGCAUCAAUAGAUUUGUCUGCUCCUGUCGAUACGGCUUUCAUGGAGAGAUGUGUCAAGACGGUGCCGCUACAUUGCCCUUUCCAGAUGCCCCAGUCUACAACUCAAACUGUACCUAUAGAAUCAUUGUGCGGAGAUUUCAAGGCCUUGGCAUGCCCUGGCUGCCGGUCAAUGUCUACUCUGAUGUUCGACCAGACACACUGAUCGUCGAAAAAGAUCAAGGACACCCGCUAUCGUUUGUCACAGAGACCCAAUGCAAUGAAUCCGUGACAGGAAUCUUCCCCAAUCAGCACCUCAGCUUCAUCCAGUUCGAGACAAUCAUUGGAAACUGGACGCAAGCUGUCCUCAGAAGUCCUGCCCUGACAUUCUCCUACACCGGAAAUGGGCAGUUCUUGAUAUCUACAUCAACCCUCAGUGAUCUGUCACUAACCUUCCUUUCAACAAGAUCUGUCAUUCUCAGACAUCGCCACAGGAGAACAAACUGUCUUCUAAAUGGUGCAGAUUGUGCCGAGUGGACACCAGUCACGCUGAGUCUACAAUUCCCGAUAUCUGUGUCAAUCGCCUACAGUCCCAUUGAGGUGGAGUUUGUCGUGAGUUAUGAUGCAACCGUGCCGGCAAUGAACACAACAAUGGCCAGGGGAAAGCGUCAAGCAGCACCUGGUGUCAUUGUAGCAGAGUAUACGGUGCCAAUUACCCUGCUCAACCCAGACCCACCAGAAACUGCUUCUCCUCCGACUUCCGCACGGCCAGCCGUGCCAUCAGCUCAAGUACAAACACCACCUGCAGCAUUGCAGUCCACGCGCGCCAUCACAUCAUCUUCAUCAGUGGGCGGUGCAGCUGCUGCAGGUGUUGCCUUAGCGUUCCUUGCCCUGCUCGCCAUUAUCGUGGUUCUGUUUCUUUUGAUGAGGCGACGCAAGAAAAAGGCUUUCUUGGAGGAAAGAAUUCAUCAAAAUGCAUGCACAGUCAUGGAAAAUCCAGUCUUUGUUAACCAGACAGAUGAUGACAGCGAAGAGGUCAGCCAGCAGUAUUUCAACAAUAUGGCAUUGUCCGAUGAGGACUCGAUACCUGAAAGCUUGAGGUUUGACAAGGAGGAAUGGUUGCAGGCCAAGCAAGUUGAUUUGGACGAAGGUUUUGACAUCCGGGGAGUUCUCAACCCGCUGUACUCUGACGACACGGAGAGUAGAUGCUAUAAUCAAUCACGCACCAGUGUGGGCGGGUUGACAAACAUAACAUACUUGGAUUUGGAGGAUAACGAUACGGCGAAUGGCAACAUAUACUCGGAGGCGGAUGAAGAAGCAUUCUAUGCCUCGAUACUCCAUGACCAACAUUCCAGGGCAGUAGAUCUUUCCAGAGUAAGGCAGAAUGGCCAGGGAACCGGGCUACUCUCAAUUUCCAGAGCACAACCAGAUCUGGACGGCGACCUGAAGGCAUCAAGCAAAGAGCAGUCCAGUUAAUUUGAACCACAUUAAGGUCUUAAUAAUGUAGCUGUCAUUAGGUAUCUCUCUUAAUCACGUGGUCAUUCCCUAUCACACAAAAAAGUGCAUUCCCCACAGCAUAGAGGGCCUGUUGAUGCUUAGUACUAUGGCGUCAUUGCGAGGAAUUUCAUCAACUGAUUAUGCAAGUUAAUUUAAAAACUAUUUUGCUUUUGUAAGGAUCCAUAGGCUAUCCAGUAUAGAUUUCUUACCUUGAUCAUUUCGCAAUUCCCAGUUUCCCUUAAAACAGUCGGAGAGUUAAUAAUUAUUAGAAGUUGGUUCUCGCACGCAAUCUGCUCAAAGCGCACUCAUUCUUCAGCAGGAAGCAUGAAACCUGUACCUGUGCCUCAUACAGGGUUUCGGAACAGAAGUAAAAUUGAUGCACACACCGCACAUUCUCAUGUACAGGUACUAACGUCGCUCACCCAUUGUCUAAGUUAUUCUUUAAUUUAUAGCAGCACUUUAGAUGUUGCCUGAUGAUUGCGAGAGUAUGAAACUUGAAGUGGCAGCAAACAAGCCUUGAUUGUCCUUGUUUUUUUCUAGCAGCACUGAAUCAGUGAAUUCUGCUUCGCCAUUAUAUUUUCAUACAUUAUUAUUAAAAAUUUUAACUUCUGGGCUAUUGUGACUUCCGAACGUCGAGUCUGCUAGAUAUGUGGAGAUUGAGGGCAUGUAAUACUAGAAAUUCUAAUUCCUGAGACCUUGUUAUUCGAGAUACUAGUACUCUCUUCCACGAUUUUGCAAACACACUGUAUGAAUAAGGAGUGCCUCCAUACCAUGUGGCC
Messenger RNA from Sycon ciliatum, 13203 nucleotides. Its product is annotated as fibrillin-2-like. Gene Ontology annotation, molecular function: Notch binding; calcium ion binding. The transcript is spliced from 101 exons. NCBI's taxonomy places the organism in Eukaryota, Metazoa, Porifera, Calcarea, Leucosolenida, Sycettidae. Bases 305 to 12403 code for a protein of 4032 amino acids. Gene Ontology annotation, biological process: Notch signaling pathway. The record is from RefSeq and is a predicted model, not a curated record.